Molecule: messenger RNA, 1495 nt
Organism: Bactrocera oleae (olive fruit fly)
Lineage: Eukaryota; Metazoa; Arthropoda; Insecta; Diptera; Tephritidae
Source: RefSeq, a predicted model, not a curated record
AACAUUUAAAAUAAACACAAUAUUUUUUAAGAAUAAUACCUAAAAUGAUUUAAGCAAGCAAGUUAUCUAGCGCUGGAUGUAUGGCAUUUCAGGUGUAAAAAAAUAUUUUACUGACUAAUUACCAGAGCUUUUGUACCACGUUUGUAGACAGUUUAUAUAAUAUCUAUAUUCAUUAUUAUCGCAGUAAGCAAAAACAGAAGAAAAAACCUCCGAAUUCCACAAGCGGUUCAUAAAUUUAAUUUUACUACCAACUUGGUGUGUUAUAUAGUUCCGAUUCUCAAUCAAUUGAAUAAAUUGUAUGGAAUUAUGGUUUUACAAAGUGUAAACCCAGUAUAACAAUAAAUAAUUUAAUUAUUUAGCAAUAACAAUUUAAGUUUAAAGUUGUACUUAAUACAAGGCAAAUUGAUCGAACAAAUAACGACUGACAUCAUGCCUGUGCAUAGUUCAUUGAAUACCAAUUAUUUGACUUUGUCGUUUGUGUUUUUCUCGCUGUCUGGGAUAUUUUGAUAGAAAUGUACGUGAAUAACUACUUAGUGUGGGUGGUUUUGCUUAAAAUUCUAUUUUUUAUGGAUCCCACAGUCGCAGUUGAACGGAAAAUAAGACAGAGUCAUUUUAAUUCUUCUGAACUCGAAUUGUCACAAUCGAAUGAAGAGGACGAGGUAAAAGUUGAUCCUCGCUGGACAAACAUUAACGCAGAGGUGGAUGUAGUAAUCCCAAUGAUUUUAAAUCAUUUGCAUAGUAUAAAAAUCGAACAUUUGAAUCUACCGGAUAUAACAGAAACGAUUUCUUUGACAUUUAUUUUGGUCGUAUACCAGACACGCCUGAUUCUAAGCAACGGAAUAGUAUAUAACGUGGAAGGUAUAAAGCGACACCGAGAUGCUAUGAUGACUUACGAGGAAAAAAAGUUUUAUAUUCGAUUUGAUUUGAAAAUAAACAAAUUACAGUUUGAAUACAAUUUUCUUCUUCAAGUAAUGCCCAUUGAUGGUUAUGGGAAGGUAAUGGGUAAUUUGGAAGAUACAAUUAUCCAUGCGGAAAUAGCAAUAGAUGUGACCAAUAUAAGCUUAGCCCUUCAAGAUUUUCGCAUUCUCGACUACAGAAAGAUACAUGUUCAAUUGGAUCAAAUUCAAAUAAUAAGAGAAUUAAGUGGAUUAAUUUUGUCACCAAUUACAAACUUAUUCAAGGAACGAAUAAGGACUUCAAUAUCGGAUGGUUUGAAAAAAGAAAUGGAAUUGAUAUUUAACGAUUUUAAUGAAGGCGAUCCUUUACAACUUCGAAUGUUUGCCAAGCAGUUGCUUGCCGGAUUGAUAAGUUAAUUUGAUUAUUAUUAGAUACAUGUAUAUAUGUAUAAUAUAUGUACUUAAUUAGAGUUGUUGUGUAAACCAAGUUUGUUUUGUUUAGUUGUCAGAAUAAUUGCAAAACUAUUGUGAUUUUCAAUAGUGUCACAGAAUCAGAUUUAAUUUCCUUUUUUUCCAAAUAUAAACAAAAUCAAAGCUGU